Molecule: messenger RNA, 647 nt
Organism: Chironomus riparius
Lineage: Eukaryota; Metazoa; Arthropoda; Insecta; Diptera; Chironomidae
Source: the annotation of a GenBank genome assembly
UAAAUGUGUCGUCAGUACUGGCGAAAUAAAAUGGGUCGCAUUGAAAGCUUGUCAGUUGUGUCGGAAACUUUACUCAAACUAGGUCAAAUGGAAAUUUUGAAAAUUCUAAUAACAUUUACUGUCGUAUCAUCAUCAUGGACAAGAUUAGUAUCAGCUAAUGAGAAAAACAUCCAAAACUUACCAGAUUCAUUAAACCUUCUAGCAACAAUGAAUGGAGAAAAAUUGUCAGGUGCUGCAAACAAUUUCUUCAAUGCUCAAUAUACAGCAUUUAAUUCUCUUUUGGGUCUAAUAAAUGAAUUUAAUCGUACAAGUGAAGGUGUAAAUCGAAUUGCAUCAUCAAUAUAUCCCGGACUCUUCAAGGCCAUACAAAAUUACGAUGACUCAUAUAUGGGAACCAAAUAAAGUCAUCUAAAUGCAAUACACAGAUUUAUUGCUUUUUUGCAAGAAAAUUAAAAACACUGUAAAAAUUUUCAUCACGUCACAAUUAUGUAACAUAUUAACUGCUGCAUUUCAUCAAGAUUUAAUUUUUAUUUGAGUAUACUCGUUGGUUAAAAUCAUAUUAUGUCAUCCUGAUAAUUUAUGACAUUUUCUAUGGAACUUAUAAAUAAAAAUCAUUUACACAAAAAAAUAAGUGAGAAAGACUAUAA